ACAGUUGGUGGAGGCUGCACGUCGCUCCCGUCUCUCCUGUCUAACAGGGAGUCUUCCCAGUGAUCGUGAAAGUUUAAUGAUUCUACAAGGGAAAUAGAUACAUCAUUGUUUGUGAAACUCAUACCAUAAGUUGUGUUCAUCAUUACCAAAGUGGAAUCUGGUAGUGGAGAGUCUUGCAGUGGUUAUAUAGUGUAGGAUCACAUGGCUGCUGUGUUAAGGCGUAUUUGAAGUCUACUGGCGUAGUAGCCUUCAAGUGUACCACCAGCAUCACCUACCUUCCCUCCUGACACCUGACGACCUUCAUUAUGUGCUGAACAGGUACAUGUGGCUACCACGGCUCUCUACAACAGUGGUGCGCUGUGAGUACACCCUGUAGUACACUCUGUGGUGCACCCUGUGAUCACACGCCAGUGUAACUUACAACUCAAGCAGAUUGAUGAGCCGGGCGGGCAGGUAGCCAUGGAGGUGGUUACUGAAAAAUGGGCGCCUUCACCCACCCUUACACUACCUCCAUUAUCACCACAACCACCACCACAACCCAGUGCCAGCAGACACUGCUGCUAUUGUAGUACCUCUACCAGACGCCUGCUGCACUGGGUUCUCCUGCUUCUUUGGUUCUCGUUUCUCCACCAGGCGGAGUCCCACAAAUGCAUCAGACUGCAAGAAAGAAACCUUACCUUACCACCGCCCAGGUAUGUUUAUGACAAGCGGCAGCAGCGGCAGCUAGCGCUCACUCUGGACACCUCACAGAGACUCUCUCAUCAACUCACCACGGCUGUUGUUAAGAUACUACUGGAGGAAGGGUUGGGCUAUCAGAAUGUAACAAUCACGCAGUAUGAAGAAGACAGCUUUAAUUUGACAAAAGCCCUAGAGCGACUUAAUGCAACUAGCAGGAAUGGUAAUGGAGGUAAUUUACCUAUUGCCAUGAUCAAUCUGGAAGUGUGGCAACCACCUAGCUCACGUGAGGAGGAUACAAUAGCCAAGAGUGACUGUGGAUCACAUUCCUCUGGUAGCAGAUUCGGCUGGUACGUCUCCAACAACAGUUAUACCCAAACAGAUCUCAUCACAGACCACUGGCGUUCCUUCCAGCGACCAGAAGUAACACAGUUGUUUGAACUCACCCCAGAAGAAGAUUCUCAGUUAAGGGAACUUACAAAAACUUCCACUGGGUACUACUGUGAUGCUGACUAUUGUAAUCAAGGCAUAUACACUCCAUCACAUUGCAACAAUGAGACCCACUGUGCAACAUUAUUUGUCGGGAGUUUCAAUACGUAUUCCCAAUUCCUGAAGAACCAAGUGGACUUGGAGAAGCUGCUAGUUCGCGUUGCUUGGAUAGGACCUAAUCUUGACCCUCGGUUUCUCUGUACUUUCCGGGGUUCUAAACCCAUUGUAUUUUUUGACUGGUGGCCAAACUUGCUUUCCAAUUUGGAUGAAUUCAUGCCAGUUUCCUUCCCUUCUUGCUUAAGCUUCCAAGGUGAAGACUCCUACUUGUGUAAUUAUGAAUUACAUACACUGAAGAAAUUCAUAUGGGGAGAACUACUAAAUUCUGCAAAAGUUGCAGUGGAGUCAGUAAGACGAUUUUAUCUGCGUGAAGAGGAUUACCAAGAGUUGUUAUCUAUGUAUGAGGAGCGGAUUGCUAACUGCAACAGUAACUCCACUGCAGUUGUUCAGCCAGAUAGUCAGGUUAUUGAGAGUAUUGCCUGUGAAUGGCUACAGCAGAACCGCAGCGAUGACACAGUAGUCUGGAAGAACUGGCUGUCACAUGAUUAUUAUGCCAAGACUAUUUUGUGGAUUGCUGGAAUAUUCCCAAUGAGCAGUGAGAGAAAUAUUGGGUUUUCCAGCCAUACUUUAGUUAAUGCUGCUGAAUUGGCCUACAAGAAUGUAAAUAAAAAUGAUAAAGUUUUGCAUGAUUUUAAGAUCGUUGUGUUGAAUCAGAAUGGUGGAUGCAAAAGUGAAGACGUACUCACUGCUUUUAUCCGUUACAUUCGGAAGGACUCCAGUCAUCUGACCUUCGAACAAAUGAUAGGGGUUCUUGGCCCAGCAUGUUCGGAAACUGUGGAGCCUCUUGCUGGGGUUGCGAAGACUUUCAACACGGUGGUAUUGUCAUAUAGUGCUGAAGGAGCUAUAUUCAGUGACCAUGAAAAAUACCCACACUUUUUCAGAACCAUUCCAGAAAACAAAAUGUAUGGGUAUGUAUAUUUUGAUUUGUUCAAAUUGUUUGAGUGGAAGAAUGUGGCAGCACUCACAGAAGAUUCGAACAAGUACAGCAAAUACCUGAACCUCCUGCGCAAUAUGCUUCCAACUACAAUGGACCUUGAAAAUCGCAGUUUUCAUAAAAAUUCAGAUAAUAACAUGACUGAUCAUCUGAUGAAGUUGAAUGCCAAAAACCGUAAAAUCAUCAUUGGCGACUUUUAUGCAAGCACGGCCCGUGAAGUGAUGUGCGAGGCUUACCAUCUCAACAUGACAGCCCGUCAUAACUAUGUAUGGUUCCUGCCACGGUGGUUCACCAGUAAUUGGUAUAACACGUCACUUUAUUCUCAGAAAGAUAAGAAAAAAAUUCCCUGCAAUACAUCCAUGAUGUUAGAGGCUAUUGAUCGUCACAUGUCCUUGGGUUAUGCCUAUUAUGCUCCUGAUGAUUUUGUUUACCAUGAAAACAAGACUGUGAAACAGUGGCGAGAGGAAUACUUUAAAAAAUACCAUCAUGAGCCUGCAGAUUAUGCUGGAUACACAUAUGAUGCUGUAUGGACAUAUGCUUAUGCAUUGGAUAAACUUCUAAAAGAAGAUCGGACUCAUAUCUCCAACUUACAUAGUGACAGGACCAACAAGCGGUUUGUUCAGCUCAUAAGACAGAUAGACUUCAAUGGUGUCUCUGGGCACAUCACCUUCCAGAAUGUGCACUCCAGAAAUACCAUAAUCAACAUCAUGCAGUUUGUAGUUGAUGAUAACAGAACUGGUGGGAGUUAUGAAACUAUUGGAACUUACAUGCCUACAAGCCCUUCAAGUGGCAUUCUUACCAUGAACAAACACAAAUGGCCCAAUGGGAUACCAAGUGAUGGCUCACCUGAAGAAACUUGUAUAUUUGAAACAUUCAAGAAAAUCCUUAAUGUCACGUGUGAUGUGGCCAUAGUUAUUGUAAUGGUUCUUAUCUUUGUUGUAUUUGCAAUUAUCUUGAUUGCUCUCUUCAUUGUUUACAAAAAGAGGUUUGAGAAGAUGGUUCCAGAUCAGCCAGCAUGGCCAUUAGGAGAACUUAUGUCUUUGGAUGAAUGGGAGCUGCCAAGGGAAAAAGUUGUCAUUAAUCGUACUAUCGGUGAAGGAGCAUUUGGUACAGUAUUUGGCGGUGAGUGUCAGUUUGGGGAUAACACACCCUGGCUGGCUGUAGCUGUCAAAACACUUAAAGUUGGCUCUACAGUUGAGGAAAAACUGGACUUCCUGGGCGAGGCAGAAAUGAUGAAAAGGUUCAAUCAUAAGAACAUUGUCCAAUUGCUUGGUCUUUGUACUCACCAAGAACCCAUCUACAUGAUCAUGGAGUUUAUGUUGUAUGGUGAUCUGAAGACUUACUUGUUGGCACGUCGUCACUUAGUAUCUGACCGAUCAUUGCACACAGAGGAGGAUGAAAUCAGCAGUAAACGGCUAACCUCCAUGGCACUUGAUGUCUGUCGUGCAUUAGCCUACCUCACAGAACUAAGAUACGUGCAUAGGGAUGUGGCAUGCAGAAAUUGCUUGGUGAGUGCAGAGAGGGUCGUCAAGCUCUCAGACUUUGGUAUGACGCGUCCUAUGUAUGAAAGUGAUUAUUACCGGUUCAAUAGACGAGCUAUGUUACCUGUGCGAUGGAUGUCUCCGGAGUCCCUUGAAGAUGGCCUUUUCACCAACAUGAGUGACAUGUGGUCAUAUGGUGUUCUGCUGUAUGAAAUCAUCACCUUUGGAAGCUUUCCCUUUCAGGGAAUGUCCAACAAUCAGGUUCUGGAGCAUGUAAGGGGCGGAAACACUAUUACCAUUCCUAAAGGUGUCAAGCCACAGCUUGAGCGUCUUCUGUUGAGUUGUUGGAGUAUGAAUCCUCAUGAUCGUCCCACAUUUAAUGAAAUGAUGGAAACAUUGACAAUGUGGCCUCGUCUUAUUACUCCGUGCCUGGAGGUUCCUUCAGCAGCAGUCCAGAUUAAUGAUACAGACUCUUUAGAGUUAGUGCUGCCCACUGAGCAAAGCUGUCGCAGGAGUUCUGCACCUAAUACACGUCUCCCAAAUACUAGAGUGCGCCACACAUCAGGCAGUGAUAAUGUACCAACCACCAAUGCGGUUCAACUCAGUAGUUUCUCUCGGCCACCCAACUCAACUGCUUUAACAAAUAAUCCUCUCUUAUCCUCACCAUCUUCUCUUAAUCCUUCCAUUAUUCUUAAUUCGAGUUGGAAUCGUACUCCUCAAGAAAAUGGGGGUGGGCCAUCUGUGGAGCCUCUGUUACCCCCAAACUGUGAUUCAUAUGUGACUAAAUACGUUUGCCUACAACGCACCAAAUCAGGUGAAAAGUGUCAUGAUUUAGAUUCUCCUACCAAUAUGACGUCUGUGUGAUUUGACAUUUAGUGUGGAUUUUUGUUAUUUAAAGAUCCCAGUGUUUUAUUUUAAAUAAUUCUUACUGUUCAAAUUACAGUUAUAACUUAGAAAAGUUAUACAGCUAUGUGUCUAAGACGUGCUUUGCCAUUACAUGAGAAGACAUUUCUUUGACAAGGGAUGCCAUGUGCUCAAUAAUGACUUUACUAGUAUUAGUGCAGAAAGCUCAAGUAUGUCAGCUGUUCUUCAAAAACUUUUCUGCCAGAACACUUCUGCACACACAAAAAAAAAAAUGCAAGUAGAAACUUGCCAAAGUUGCAAGCUACAGUUCUCAGAAUGUUCAUAUCAUUACCAGAUACAUAAACUAUGAGAAUAUUUGGCAUGUUAUAAUGCAUUUAUGGGAAUUAUUUUGGUCAGUGUGUAGACCAUGCUAAAUGUAUGUGUAUAUAAUUCUGCUGAGAGAAUAAUGUAACAGUGCAGGAGAUCUGAUAUUUCUUCUACAAGAAGUGACUAGGGUGCUACUCGGUGUUCAGCAGACGACAACGAAACUCAAGGCUUUGCAUGUUAGUCGUCUUUUUAUAUUUGUGAGUACUUUAUUAAAUAUCUGUUUUACUGUAAUCAUUUAUGAAACAAUGAUAUAUUUGUGUAGAAUGUCAGUGUGAGGGUGGUAGUCACUUCUUUAUUAUUUCAUCUUAGUCUUGGUUUCUGGUCAUAUGUCAGAUUUUAAUCAGGGAAAGCACUAAAUCCAUAGGGGUCAUAUAGUGCCUGGGGAAUGAGGGGCAUUCAGGUUUAAUCCAAGGAUCCAGUUUCUUGGAUUAAGAGACCCUCACUAGCAUCUAGGCACUUCUCUUGAGGGGUCAUAUGUCCAAGAUAUUUUUUUCCAAUCAAAUACCUUACCCAACACCAUGAUACAUUUACUGAUGGUUAGAAAAAUAUAUAAGCAGUUAUAUUUUUAAUAUGAGGUGCCAAAAAUGUACAAAUGAUCAAUAUAUUGUAGUUUUACUAGCAAGAGUUACUUGAUAAUCUUCAUUUUCUUAUAAAAUACAGUUCCUGAGAAUCUGCCUCAUGAAGUAACUAAUCAUUAUAUGAUUUAGAAUUUAUACAUUUGACCUGUUACUUUGCUCAGAUUUUAAAUUAGGGAAAGAGAGGUGGCAGAAGAUAUAGAUAUAUUAGUAUUAAGGUUCCAGUUCAUUGCUGUAUUUUUUUAAAUAUUUGUUUCUAUUAAUGAAGUGGUUGACCAUACAGUGACUUUAUAUAGAGAAGAGUCAGAUUUUUUUUUUAAAUGUUUCCCCAUUUUAUUGCAUUAUAACUAAAAAUAAUACCCAUAGAGUGAUAAGAAAUUUGAUGUUUUCAUGAUUUACAAUGUCCAUGACACAUGAAAAACUUGUGCUUAUAGUGAUUUGUUUUAGAUACAUUAUAACUAGUUGUGAAAUUCAAUGUCCAAGUUUGUCCAGAAUAUUUAAGAAUUUACAUGUACAAUGUUCUAUAAUAUGUGCUUAACUAAAUUUAUUAUUUUUAACAUUAAUACUGAAAUACAUUCAGCAUUUUCAAAACAGAGCAUGUAGAAAAUUUUUGAGUAGAAGAGCUCUGUAAUUUUCAAAUGUGAUAUAAUUUUCUACCAAAAAAAAAAAAAAUUAAAUUUUGAUAUACCAGUACUCAGAUUUUAUAAUAAUUUAGAAUUAUACUUGCAUUUUUGCUGAUGUUCAUAUGAAAACAAAAGUUUAAUGAUGAUAUACUCAGAUUUAACUAAUAUAGUCCUUGACAUUUUUUGCUGAUAUUGUUAAUAAUGUAACUACUGUAUUAUUAUAUUUGUAGGUAUUGUAUAUAAAUGCCAGAGAAAUAUUUGAAUUAUUUGCUCACAGGAAUGGUUGUGACUGAGUGAGAGGUUAGUAUGUUGAGUGGUUAUUCUUAAGUAUUAGAAUAUUACAUAUAACUAAAUUAGUUUAUAUUUUGAAGGAAAAUUUUCCUAGAAAUUUAACCGAUAUUUUCUGAAGACAUUUAUUAAAGAGAUAAAAUACUAGAAUCAUGGGGUAAGUUAUAAAACUAUUAAAAGAUACAUUUCAAAUGAUGUGUACAUGUUCUGGAAAAAAAAAAUGUGAGGAAGGCUGUUAACACUACUGGGUUUAUUCACAGGUUUUUAAUUCUUAUACAUUUUUCAAAAUCCAAAUUGCAUCCUUAUGGUUAGUAUUUAUCAGAGUAUUUAAAGCUUUUACAGUAAAAUUAGAAAUGGUCUCAAAAUUGUCCUUUUUUUUAAUACAUUAUAAAAUAGGAGACUACUGCUAUGUUGAAGCAGAAAUGUACUGCAUAAUUACCUACCUACUUAUGGAAUAAAAGAAAUACAAACCAAA
This is a messenger RNA of Cherax quadricarinatus, 6887 nucleotides long. RefSeq lists its product as uncharacterized. Gene Ontology annotation, biological process: cell surface receptor protein tyrosine kinase signaling pathway; positive regulation of kinase activity; protein phosphorylation. Gene Ontology annotation, molecular function: ATP binding; transmembrane receptor protein tyrosine kinase activity. Gene Ontology annotation, cellular component: signaling receptor complex; plasma membrane. NCBI's taxonomy places the organism in Eukaryota, Metazoa, Arthropoda, Malacostraca, Decapoda, Parastacidae. The record is from RefSeq and is a predicted model, not a curated record.